Messenger RNA from Anopheles merus, 1523 nucleotides. Its product is annotated as odorant receptor 49b-like. Gene Ontology annotation, biological process: detection of chemical stimulus involved in sensory perception of smell; sensory perception of smell. NCBI's taxonomy places the organism in Eukaryota, Metazoa, Arthropoda, Insecta, Diptera, Culicidae. The transcript has 7 exons. Gene Ontology annotation, cellular component: plasma membrane. The record is from RefSeq and is a predicted model, not a curated record. Gene Ontology annotation, molecular function: odorant binding; olfactory receptor activity. The coding region runs from base 62 to 1315 and encodes 417 amino acids.
ACAGUCCCCCGAACGCAAAACACAGCACAGUGCACAGUGGGAACGGGUGUGCAGGACGGUGAUGUUGACAGCUCGUAAAAGUAUGCCAGAACCCGUGCCUUGUAGUCCUUCGAAUACAUCUGAGCAGGCAGCAAGCAAGUGCAUCAUGGUGCUACCGAAGCUGUCCGAACCGUACGCCGUGAUGCCGCUUCUACUACGCCUGCAGCGUUUCGUUGGGCUGUGGGGUGAACGACGCUAUCGCUACAAGUUCCGGUUGGCAUUUUUAAGCUUCUGUCUGCUAGUAGUUAUUCCGAAGGUUGCCUUCGGUUAUCCAGAUUUAGAGACAAUGGUUCGCGGAACAGCUGAGCUGAUUUUCGAAUGGAACGUACUGUUUGGGAUGUUGCUGUUUUCUCUCAAGCUAGACGACUAUGAUGAUCUGGUGUACCGGUACAAGGACAUAUCAAAGAUUGCUUUCCGUAAGGACGUUCCUUCGCAGAUGGGCGACUAUCUGGUACGCAUCAAUCAUCGUAUCGAUCGGUUUUCCAAGAUCUACUGCUGCAGCCAUCUGUGUUUGGCCAUCUUCUACUGGGUGGCUCCUUCGUCCAGCACCUACCUAGCGUACCUGGGAGCACGGAACAGAUCCGUCCCGGUCGAGCAUGUGCUACACCUGGAGGAGGAGCUGUACUGGUUUCACACCCGCGUCUCGCUGGUAGAUUACUCCAUAUUCACUGCCAUCAUGCUGCCUACAAUCUUUAUGCUAGCGUACUUCGGUGGACUAAAGCUGCUGACCAUCUUCAGCAACGUGAAGUACUGUUCGGCAAUGCUCAGGCUUGUGGCGAUGAGAAUCCAGUUCAUGGACCGGUUGGACGAGCGCGAAGCGGAAAAGGAACUGAUUGAAAUUAUCGUCAUGCAUCAGAAGGCGCUAAAAUGUGUGGAGCUGUUGGAAAUCAUCUUUCGGUGGGUUUUUCUGGGACAGUUCAUACAGUGCGUAAUGAUCUGGUGCAGCUUGGUUCUGUACGUCGCCGUUACGGGUCUCAGCACAAAAGCGGCAAACGUGGGUGUACUGUUUAUACUGCUAACAGUGGAAACCUACGGAUUCUGCUACUUUGGCAGUGAUCUUACAUCGGAGAGCUUGAGCGUAGCACGUGCAGCUUACGGUAGCCUCUGGUAUCGCCGUUCGGUUUCGAUCCAACGGAAGCUUCGAAUGGUAUUGCAACGUGCCCAGAAACCAGUCGGCAUCUCGGCCGGCAAGUUUUGUUUCGUCGACAUUGAGCAGUUUGGCAAUAUGGCAAAAACAUCCUACUCGUUCUAUAUCGUACUGAAGGAUCAAUUUUAAAGGGGAACUACCCCGUCCGACCAGACGACGGAAAGCUAACGAUGUGUAAUUGAAUAGUCAUUAGUAGCGUUUUUGCUUGCCAACGAACUCACGCGUUGACUUUGUAAGUUCAAUACGGUGAGGACAAAAAUCAAUAAAUUAAAUCAAGAACGUUGACGAGCUAAAGAAGAAAAAACAUCUUACUGACUUUCAUUUCGUUUCAUCGGCG